UUGGCAUAGUUCAGAGGGGGCAAAAUACAAGAGAGCACACACUUCCUGGAGCUCCAAACAACCCCCACAGAAAAAAAGAAAAACAAAACUAGCCCAUGGAGGCAAACGCUGCAAAGUUCUAGCCUUACAUCCGAUGGAUUGGAUGUAUUGUCCUGGUGAUCGGAACACAUAAAACGGGUUUUUAUCGAGCUGUGCUUUCUGGGAUAGAGAGAGGCCGAUGUACGGCGCGGCGCUGGCGGUGAGGAGUGAGCGGUGCGCGGAGGGAAGAUCCGUCGACCUCACUACCGCGAGCCAACAAACGGCCUAGCGCUAACACACAAACAGCGGGUUUAUGUCGAAGGGAUAUCCAUAAAUGCACUCUACAGAAACCCCCGGCAUCUGUACUCUUGUUGAAUUGACGGUAUUCACCGUCGUUUGGCAUGUCUAACGUACUUUAAACAGGUUUGCAGCCACUUAGCCGUUUGGCUAACGGUUUAGAUUGACAGGUUAGCUCGUUAGCCGCUAACCCAAGUUUUUAAAGUGACUUAUUUUACACGUAUCGCCGUGUAAUGCAGACCGUGUGGAGAAAAGAGGUGCACCAGCUCCCGGUUAUAUUGUAAAAACCGUUCAGUUUUUACGGCUGAAGCGUUUUGAGACUAUAAAGUCUUGUUUUUAUGUAUUAAUGAUUAGCUGGCUAGCAAGCUAGCGAUGUCUGUGCCCUCCGCCGAAAUGCUGGAAACACCGCCCAUGUACCCGUUUGAGGAGAUAGAUUAUGCCGAUAUUGAGGUCGAAGAAGUGGUGGGCAGAGGGGCGUUUGGUGUUGUGUGUAAAGCCAAGUGGAGAGGCAGAGAUGUGGCCAUCAAGACUAUAGAAAGUGAAUCUGAAAGAACUGCCUUCGUGGUAGAGCUUCGCCAGCUGUCUCGUGUAAAUCAUCAGAACAUUGUGAAGCUGUACGGUUCCUGCAGUAACCCUGUAUGUCUGGUGAUGGAAUAUGCAGAAGGGGGUUCGUUGUAUAAUGUGCUGCACGGUGCAGAGCCCCUUCCUCACUACACCGCAUCUCACGCCAUGAGCUGGUGUCUACAGUGUUCUCAAGGGGUCGCCUAUCUCCACAGCAUGAAACCAAAGGCUCUCAUUCACAGGGACCUCAAACCUCCCAAUCUGCUCCUGGUUGCUGGUGGCACGGUACUGAAGAUCUGCGACUUUGGGACAGCAUGCGACAUUCAGACACACAUGACUAACAACAAAGGAAGCGCAGCCUGGAUGGCCCCUGAGGUGUUCGAAGGCAAUAACUACAGUGAGAAGUGUGAUGUGUUCAGUUGGGGUAUUAUUCUGUGGGAGGUGAUCACUCGCCGGAAGCCAUUCGAUGAAAUUGGUGGCCCCGCUUUCCGCAUCAUGUGGGCUGUACACCGCGGUACUCGUCCACCUCUCAUUAAGAACCUACCGAAGCCCAUCGAGAGUCUGAUGACUCGUUGCUGGUCCAAAGAUCCAUCACAGCGGCCUUCAAUGGAGGAGAUAGUGAAGAUUAUGAUCCACCUUAUGAAGUAUUUCCCAGGAUCAGACGAGCCUCUUCAGUACCCCUAUCAGUAUUCAGAUGAAGGCCAGAGUAACUCUGCCACCAGCACAGGCUCAUAUGUAGACUACACGUGUACCAGCAACAAGAAUGACAUCAACAUGGAGCACACCAACUCCCCUGGCAGUAAUGACACCAUCAAAUAUCCAUACAAACCAAAGGUUGACCCGUUGAGACCUGGUCUCCCUCUCUCUAGAAAUAGCAGUGUAGAGAGUCUCUCUGGCAGGUCGCAUUGUAUGCCUUCCGACAGCAAACGAAUAAGUGUCGAUCUUUCCGAACUAGAGCCCAGAUUGCCCUUUGCCUCUGCAGCACGUCCACUAUUUAGGCGAGGUCACCGUAAAACGGCGUCAUAUGGCACCAUUCUGGACAUUCCCAAGAUCAUCGUCACAGCGACUUGCGAGCCUCACAGACGCAGAUCAGUGCAGGACCUUCCUGCCAUUGGUACAGAGUCCAGUCAGGAGAGCAGGAACAGUAGCAGAUCAUCCAGCCCCAGUGUGAGGAUGAUUACACCGGACAAGUCAGAUACCAAUGGCUCUGAUAACUCUAUACCGAUGGCUUACCUGACCCUGGACCAUCAGCUUCAGCCUCUAGCCCCAUGUCCAAACUCUAAAGAGUCAAUGGCUGUAUUCGAGCAGCAUUGUAAAAUGGCACAGGAGUACCUGAAGGUCCAGACAGAAAUCGCUCUGCUCAUUCAAAGGAAAAACGAGCUGAUAGCAGAACUGGACCAGGAUGAGAAAGAUCAGCAAAAUGCAUGUCGCCUCGCUCAAGAGCACAAGAAGCUCCUGGAGGAGAACAAGAGUCUGUCAACCUACUACCAGAAGUGCAAGAAGCAACUGGAGCUGAUCCGAGCACAGCAGCAGAAGAGACAGGGCACCUCAUGAACCCACUUUAAACACACCCCUUUUCCUAUUCAUCAUGUAACAGAGCCAGACUGACUCUCUAAUCACAGUCCCAUUUCCAUAUUCCUCCCUGAUCCAAACAUUGGGGUAUAGCUGUAGUUUUGCCCUCAAAACACCUGUUAAAGCCACCUCAUGCCCACGCCAGUGCACGGCGUCCGUGACCGCGGGUCACUUUCGCCCCUGCAAACCGUUCCGAGACCCUGCGCUCAACUGCACAAGCAAUGCUGCGUCACGUGCCUGCGAAUUCACAGCGGGAUAUGCAGCAGCGGGGCCAAGCUGAUACACAAUGUAUGCUGUGUUAGGAGAUCUGGAAACAGCUGCUGCUUGCCAAAUGAGCGAGCAAUUUUGAGUGUGAAAGCAAAUAUUUUACUUUAAAAGGGGAAAAUGUGCAUCUUAUGCCUGGGCUUUGAGGUCACUUUAAAACAAAAAAGAAACAUGAGCUCUGUGGAAUGUCAGUCGUUUUGCUUCUCUAACAUCCCAGAAAUCCUUGCAAGGUUUGCCUCGUACCCCUCUGUUAGGUGUUGGUCCUUAAGAAUGUGAAAGCUAAUGAUACAAAAGCUAAUUUUAUAGUUUUUAAUUCUAGGUUUUUAUUUUAUAGCUUCCACUUCCACUGUGUACUUUUAGUUUUAACCCUUUUAUGCAAAAAAGUGCUACAGACAUCUGUUUUUUUUUUUUUUGUCUACCCUUGACGGUGUUAUAAUGUCUGUUUUGUCUAUUUUGAUCGGGGGAUGUAUCUUACAAAUGCCUUCAUGUCAACUCCGUGUUUAUGAACAAACAUAGGGAUGAUCUGUGCAUGUACGCGACCUCACAGGAAAACUCGUAAUUUGCUUCAUUACUGUCCCACUCGACAGACGAAACUAACAAGCAAAAAUGGACUUGUGUUUGAGAUUGUGAGUACAAACAUUAUAAUCAUGACUUCAGUAUUCUCGUGUUUCUUUGAUCUUUGUUGUGUAUCUUUAUCUAACUUAUCCAGGGUUUUCAGAGACGCUUCAUAGUUUGAAAGUAGGGGAAAGACACUCUUUCUCCAAGUUUAAUUUAUGUAUGUUUAGUUCACAUGAUGCCUUGGAGUUGAAUGGCUUGCAUUUACUUGACUUUCGUUGCGCACCUUCCAGGCUUUGUGUAAUUGUCAGUAUAGAGACGAGAGUGCGUGGCUUUUUUUAAAACAAAAAGGCUUGCAUAUGCAAUAUGAAUGCAAUCAAGAAGUUAAUGCAUGCCCGAAGAUUGGCCGGAUUUUGUUUGGCCUUUAUAGUCCAUAUGCUGCAGAAAUCACGAUAUGGGCAGUUUCAUUUAUUCCUUCAUGCCUGUAUUUAAGAGUUUAAAACAGAAAUGAGUCAUAUUCUGAUCACACCUUGUUUACUCAGCAGAAUUUAAUCCCCACGUUUUUGCACAGUCCAGCCAAAAUUGGUGAUCACUGAUUUUGGAGAAUGCUUACUGUUAAACUCUUAAGCACAUUUGGAUGUUCAAGAUCUCCUCACUUCUUGUUUUUCCCAGAAAUCUUUGUUGUUGUUUUUGUUCAACAGUGAAGUGGUGUAUUAUUAUUUACCUAUCUUUUUCAGUUUAAUGUUCCUGAUGAGUUUCUGUACUAUGUGCUGUAAAUAAGAUGUCUGAUUUCUUAAGCUAUUGGGAACGGGAUACACAGGUGAAGGUUGCAUCUUGAAAUAAAUCGAACCGGUAAACA
Molecule: messenger RNA, 4126 nt
Organism: Paramisgurnus dabryanus
Lineage: Eukaryota; Metazoa; Chordata; Actinopteri; Cypriniformes; Cobitidae
Gene: map3k7
Product: mitogen-activated protein kinase kinase kinase 7
Biological process (GO): positive regulation of canonical NF-kappaB signal transduction; immune response; protein phosphorylation
Molecular function (GO): ATP binding; MAP kinase kinase kinase activity; magnesium ion binding
Source: RefSeq, a predicted model, not a curated record